ACAACCAUCUCGUUUAACCGGAUUAUUUUCCACACACAGACUGAUUCAGAUCUGAAAUGGGGUCGCGGAAGGUAAUUGCCGCACUUUCACCGCUGCUUCUUUUGAUGAUCUUCGGCGUCUGCGAAGGAAAAUAUGAACCCAACUGGGAAUCAAUCGACUCCAGACCGCUGCCCGAGUGGUACGAUCAGGCCAAGUUUGGCAUCUUCAUACACUGGGGAGUGUUUUCCGUCCCGAGCUUUGGCAGCGAGUGGUUCUGGUUUAACUGGCAGCAGCGCAAACUGAAGCCUUAUGUUGACUUCAUGCAGAAGAAUUAUCCUCCGGGUUUCCAUUAUGAAGACUUUGCACCGCAGUUCACCGCUGAGUUCUUCGAUGCCAAGGAGUGGACUGAAAUCUUUGCCUCAUCAGGAGCAAAAUACAUCGUCCUGACCACGAAACACCAUGAAGGCUUCACUCUCUGGGGCUCGAAAAACUCCUGGAACUGGAAUGCAGUGGACAUUGGACCCAAGCGAGACUUGGUGGACGAAAUGGCGAGCGCCCUGCGGGCGAACAGCGACCUUCGCCUGGGCCUGUACCACUCUCUCUUUGAGUGGUUUAACCCACUCUUUCAAACUGAUGCUGCAAACGCUUUCAAGACAAAUUACUUCCCCACCGCCAAGACCCUGCCCGAGCUUUACGAGCUCGUCGUUAAGUACAAGCCGGAGGUGCUGUGGUCCGACGGGCCUGGGGGCGCACCGGACACCUACUGGAACAGCACAGCCUUCUUGGCCUGGCUCUAUAAUGACAGUCCGGUUCAAGACACGGUGGUGACGAACGACCGCUGGGGUUUGAACACUAUCUGCAAACAUGGCGGUUAUUACACCUGCACCGACCGCUACCAGCCGGGACACCUGCUCAAACACAAGUGGGAAAACUGCAUGACCAUCGACAAAAAGUCCUGGGGCUACCGACGCAACGCGCCUCUCAGCAACUACCUGACCAUCAACACGCUCGUGGCGACUCUGGUGGAGACGGUGUCCUGUGGAGGGAACCUGCUGAUGAACAUCGGCCCGACACAUGACGGGCGGAUCGUGCCGAUCUUCGAGGAGCGUCUGAGGCAGAUGGGUCAGUGGCUGCGGGUCAACGGGGACGCCAUCUACAACACGACGGCGUGGCGAGCCCAGAAAGAAAGCACGACGCCUCGAGUGUGGUACACGUUCAAGCCUCAGGAAAAGUCCGUCUUUGCCAUUUUACUUGAGUGGCCGAGUAAUGGGACAGUAACACUCCAUGAACCGAUGACAGAAGGACUGACUCAGGUGGAGCUUCUUGGUCACGGGCCUCUGCAGUGGGAUCCCGUGGAGCCCGUGGGGCUGCGGGUCUUCCUGCCCCUGCUGUCCGUUGGCCAGAUGCCGUGCCAGUGGGCCUGGACGCUGAGGCUGACAGGUGCCACUUGAAGGAAAGCCGCCGCCUUUGAAGAGCAGACGACAGGGCGGCCAUCAGAGCCGCCAACGGAUGUUUGAAUCAUGAACAACACAGCUCGAGUCUGUACGAAAAGUCCAAGGACACAGUCGAUAACUUGCAGUAUGAUUGCACAAAGUAAUCUUUACAAAUAUAUGUGCAGCGAUGCAGCUUUAUUGGUGAAGGAUUUAUGUUGGAGCUCAGGUGAGAGGAGACGCUGUGGAGACCUUGCUGUAGGGGAUGUGACAUUUGAGACCUCUGUGGUCGAUUUAUUCAGAAUGAAAUUGCAGAUUUUUGCACUUCUAUACUUUCAAGGAUGUUUGAUUUGCCUCAGUGUUCAAAUAAGAGUUUAUAUUUUGCCUGUGAUUGUGAGGAAAACCAGAUUAAAUCUUGACUUUGAGACCAGUCUUCGAUGGAGGUUUCAGUGAUUUGCUGAAAGGAUUUUGUUAAAUGUUUGUGCAUCUUUGUACGCUUUGGCAGCUUUUCAGGAGCUGUGAAGGGAAGAAAAGAAGUUUUCUGAGCACAUUGGCCUCAUCAGGUGUCGGUGAAAUGGUUAGCAGAGUAAAGUGAUGCAAAGAGGAAAUAAAUGCUGCAGAGGUUUGUCAGGCAUGCUGAUUGGUGGGACGAUCUGGGUAUUUGUUUGAAUUUUAAUCCUUUUAAAGUCACCUGACAACUGAACUGUCACCUCUUUGUGGUCGGGUUUUAGUUCAUAUUGUGUCUCUUGCUUUUGCUCUCCUGCUCAGGAUGAAUUGCAUUUUUUCUGGCCUUUUUUACGGGAAUAAAAUGUUGAAAAAUAAAUGGAGAAAUGGC
This is a messenger RNA of Salarias fasciatus (jewelled blenny), 2244 nucleotides long. RefSeq names its product plasma alpha-L-fucosidase-like. The transcript is spliced from 7 exons. The record is from RefSeq and is a predicted model, not a curated record. The coding region runs from base 57 to 1430 and encodes 457 amino acids. Gene Ontology annotation, cellular component: lysosome. Gene Ontology annotation, biological process: fucose metabolic process; glycoside catabolic process. Gene Ontology annotation, molecular function: alpha-L-fucosidase activity. Lineage: Eukaryota; Metazoa; Chordata; Actinopteri; Blenniiformes; Blenniidae.